Messenger RNA from Mesorhabditis spiculigera, 897 nucleotides. Lineage: Eukaryota; Metazoa; Nematoda; Chromadorea; Rhabditida; Rhabditidae. The record is from the annotation of a GenBank genome assembly.
AUGUCCACAGCCCUCAAACCAACGACAGCCAAGCGGACCGCCAAAGUGCUCACCGAUUUCUUCAAUAAAGCACCGGGCGCCGCUGAGAAGAAGUUGAAGGUGGAUGUAAUGGAGGAUGCGAAGCCCGUCAAAGAGUCGGCAACAACAACAGUCGAGCCAAGCGAAGACGCGGAAAACACUCCGCAAACGUCCGGCGAACUGGCGAGCCCCUUUCUUGCGGACCUGCUCCAAGAUGCCGAAUGGCGAGAAGCGCUAAAGACCGAGUUCGAAGCCCCGUAUUGGAAGAAAAUCGAAGACUUCCUCUUAAAAGAAUAUCAAAAGGGUAAAGAAAUCUUUCCGCCACGCCACGAAAUCUUCACCGCGUUCAACACGACGCCGUUGUGCAAGAUAAAGGUCGUGCUGAUCGGCCAGGAUCCGUAUCACAACGUCGGCCAGGCGCACGGGCUUUGCUUUUCGGUGAAGAAGGGAAUAAAGGCGCCCCCAUCGCUGGUCAAUAUGUACAAGGAAUUGGUCACCGAUAUUCCAGGUUUCGUGCCGCCCUCUCACGGGUAUUUGAUGGGCUGGGCCGAACAAGGCGUUUUCAUGCUCAACGCCGGUCUUACAGUCGAGGCCCACAAAGCCAACUCACACGCGGAUAUUGGAUGGCACAAAUUCACCGAGAAGGUCAUUCAAACGAUCUCCCGACGUGUGGAUAAGUGCGUCUUCUUGCUGCUCGGCAACUUUGCCCAAAAACGAGCAGCUCUCGUCGAUGCCAAGAAGCAUGUUAUCAUAAAGGAAGCUCACCCAUCUCCACUCAGCGUUCGUCACUUCAAAGGCUGCCGCCCUUUUUCAAGAACCAACGAGGCGCUAGUCAAAUUUGGGCUCGAGCCGAUUGACUGGUCCCGUCUCCCGUUACCU